Molecule: messenger RNA, 1297 nt
Organism: Morone saxatilis (striped sea-bass)
Lineage: Eukaryota; Metazoa; Chordata; Actinopteri; Moronidae
Gene: pmm2
Product: phosphomannomutase 2
Biological process (GO): protein N-linked glycosylation; mannose metabolic process; GDP-mannose biosynthetic process
Cellular component (GO): cytosol
Molecular function (GO): phosphomannomutase activity
Source: RefSeq, a predicted model, not a curated record
UUUGCCUCCGUAAGUAAACACUAAAGAAGAAGAAGAAGCUGGUUUCUCUGGUAGUAGUUGUCGUCCACAACCCCAGCAGUUCUGCAGCUGGAUUGUACUGUGAAGAGAACGACGGAAGAACAGUGGGAGCAAAGCGACAAACACUGAGCAUACACACUGUCGCUGUAUAUUGGGAGUACAUGGACUCUGUGAACAGCCCGAACUGAACUGGGAUCAGACUGACAAACAAGAUGAGUGACGCCGCUGUGGACACGAGCACGCUCUGCCUCUUCGACGUUGACGGCACGCUCACGGCCGCGAGACAGCGCGUGACUCCAGACAUGGCAGAGUUCCUCGAGAAGCUGAAGACUCAGGUUCGAGUCGGAGUGGUAGGAGGGUCAGACCUCUGCAAGAUCAAAGAGCAGCUGGGAGAUGAUGUGAUCCAGAAAGUGGACUAUGUGUUUGCUGAGAACGGUCUUGUAGCCUAUAAGAAUGGACAGCUCCUCUCUGUCCAGUCCAUCCAGGCCCACAUGGGAGAAGAGCUACUACAAGAUUUCAUCAACUUCUGUCUCAACUACAUGGCCAAGAUCAAACUGCCUAAGAAAAGGGGGACAUUCAUUGAAUUCCGUAACGGCAUGUUGAACGUGUCCCCUAUUGGACGCAGCUGUACGCAGGAAGAGAGGAAAGAGUUCUACGAACUAGAUCAGGGAGGAAAUGACUACGAGAUCUACUGCGACCCUCGGACCAUCGGCCAUGAAGUCUCCUGUCCAGAGGAAACACGACAGCUUUGUCAGCAGCUUUUCCUCUCCUGAGAGAGAGAGAGAGAGAGAGAGAGAGAGACCUAUAUAAUGCAGACAGAGCCGGUGUCAUGGUGUCUUUGAUAACGCAGAGGAAGGAGAGGGAAGAGCCACUGACACACAAGAGGAGGGAUUUCACGGUAUUUUGGGUCAUGGUUUGAAUGUUAAAGUAAUGGUUUGAAAAGUGAUCAGUUAAGUUCUUUAAAUGAGAUUCUGACUCGUGCUCUCUCAUUACCUCGUGGUAAACGUUGAGCCAUGGUCCUUCCCAACAUACACUUAGCAGACUAAUGCAUCUUUCAUCCACAUGUAAUUCAGAUCAAUCAUGAUUUUGAUCAUGAAAACAAAACUCAACUGGAAAUCUGUUUGCUUGGAUCUAUCGUUCCAGGUACUGCACGUCAAUAUCAGCUGAUUCUGAAUCUGCUUUUACUGAACCACAACUACCAUGUGACCCACUGUGCCUGUAACUAGCUGUGUCAAACACACAAAUACAGAGGACUACAUGCCACAGUUAAAGCUGCAGU